AUGAAGUACUCAAUUGCGAUAUUCCUAGCGGCGCUGGCCAACGCUUGCCCAAUACCGAGAGAUUGGACCCUGCAACAGUGGGAUGCCAUUGUUGUCGGCGCAGGUCCCGCAGGCAUCAUCGUUGCCGACAGACUCAGCGAGGCGGGCCUAACGACAUUGCUUCUUGAGCAAGGCGGCGCAUCCUACGGCAUCACGGGCGGCACUGAGCGUCCGUCCUGGCUCAAUGGCACAGACCUGAGUCGCGUUGACGUGCCCGGAUUGUACUCUACCAUUUUCGGCAGCGCAGACUCAAGCUUGAUUUGCAAGCCCGAUGCCGUCCGGGCAUACCAGGCCUGCACCGUGGGCGGAAACAGCGCCAUCAAUGCCGGCCUGUACUUUCAGCCGCCGGCGUCGGACUGGGACGACUACCACCCGGACGGCUGGCACAGCGCCGACGUGCAAGGCGCGACCGAGCGGCUCCUGCAGCGGCAGCCGGCCGUCACAGACUAUUCCUCGGACAAGAGGUCCUAUGUGGAAGACAUCCAGGACGCGGCCAGGGGCUGGCUGGUGGACGGUGCCGGAUACGCCGACGUUUCGUUCGCGGACGAGCCGGACAGGAAGGACAAGGUGUAUGGCCGGCCCGUCUUCAACUACAUUGAUGGCCAGAGGGGAGGGCCGGUGCGGACGUAUCUCCAGAGCGCGCUUUCGCGCCCGAAUUUCCAUCUUGCUACUGCGGUCAGGGUCAAGCAGGUCAACCAUCAAGGCGGAAAAGCGUCUGGCGUUGACGUGGAACUAGACGGCACGACAAAGUCUGUUGGCCUGAAGCCGGGCGGCCGCGUUAUCCUUAGCGCUGGCGCACUCCAGUCGCCUCAGAUCCUCAUGCAUUCGGGAAUUGGCCCCCAAGAGACUCUGCAGAAACUAUCCGACAGCUCCUUUGGCGCCUACACGGCAUCCUCGUCCUGGGUUGUACAGCCUUGGGUAGGGGAGGGUCUCUUUGACAACCCCAACACCUUUAUCCAGCUAUCUUCCCCGGUCAUGCAGUCAUACAACUACAAGUACGAGGACCCCGACACAGAGGACAAGGACCUCUACCUGAACGCGAGAAGCGGACACUACACCUUUGCAUCGCAGGCGGCCACGUUCUGGACGUACGUGCCGCACGAGGACGGCACCCGCUCCGGCGUGCAGGGCACCAUAAGCUCCACGGGCUACGCCGCGUACAUGGACAACCACACCGUCACGCUCAAUGUGUACGGUACCUCGGGCCUGCUCUCCGCCGGCCGCGUCGAGCUCUCCGAUGACGGCCGGUUCGUGGCCGGCGCGAGCGCCGACACGUACUACUCGCACCCGCGCGACGCCCACGCCAUUGCCACGUUUGUGCAUGAUAUUUUUCAGUCCCUGCCGGCGUCGACGCCUGACGCGCCGGCCGCCACGGGCCUGACGCCGCGCAACAUUGCGCGCGACGCCACCGUUGAGGACAUUGAGCAGUACCUGACGACGCCCUCGGCGUAUGCGCGCGGACAGGUUAACCACUGGUCCAGCUCCUGCCGCAUCGGAAAGUGCGUGGAUGCCGACACAAAGGUCGUGGGGACGGAGAAUAUUCAUGUCGUGGACGCCUCGGUCCUGUCGCCGAUGACGGUCAAUCCGCAGUUUGCGGUCAUGGUCGCGGGUGAGAAGGGCGCGGAGAGAAUCCUGGCCUUGGCGAAAAAGGAAUCGACGAGAUGA
Cordyceps militaris CM01 is the source of this 1704-nucleotide messenger RNA. RefSeq names its product cellobiose dehydrogenase. NCBI's taxonomy places the organism in Eukaryota, Fungi, Ascomycota, Sordariomycetes, Hypocreales, Cordycipitaceae. Gene Ontology annotation, molecular function: flavin adenine dinucleotide binding; oxidoreductase activity, acting on CH-OH group of donors. The transcript has 2 exons. The record is from RefSeq and is a predicted model, not a curated record. The coding region runs from base 1 to 1704 and encodes 567 amino acids.